AUGGAGCAAAUCUGUCGUGUCUGCCUGGGAGUUACGGAUAACUUGGUGAACAUAUUUGAUGCCCGGCGAAAGACCAGGGUUUCCAUUGCCGAGAUGAUUGCACAAUGUACUGGCUACGAAGUUAGACGUGGCGAUUCGCUUCCGGAAACUAUAUGUCCACCGUGUUUGGAGGAUGCCAAGAAUGCCUUUUCCAUAAGACAAACCUGUGAGAGGAGUCACCAGUUCUACUGCCAAGUAAGGGAUGAAGGAAUCGAGGAGGCACUGUGCACCUUGCUCGAAGAAGAGGAGUGGGAGCUAUCAGAAGAUGAAGGCAAGUGGAAGGAAUAUGGUUCCGAAGAUGAUGAUCUAAAUGAUGAGGAGAAAAUCGACAGGACGGAGCUCUCAUUUAAAUGCCGGGAAUGCUCAAAGAGAUUCAAACGCAAGGGCACCUGGAUAAGGCACAUGCGAACCCACGAGGAUGGACUAUCCUUUCCCUGUCCCUACUGCACGCAGAACUUUAGAUAUCGGGUCACUCGCAAGGCGCACAUGAGAACACACAAUUCGGCCAAGCCCUACGAGUGUUCCCACUGCUCCAAGUCCUUUGCCCAGCAGGCCACUCUGCAGUCGCACGAAAGGACUCAUACUGGCGAACGUCCGUACAAGUGUUCCCAGUGCUCCAAGACCUUUAUUAAAUCCUCAGAUCUUCAGCGGCACAUCCGCACGCACGAUGGACAAAGGCCGUACAAGUGCUCCAAUUGCUCGAAAACCUUUACCAGGAAAUUUCACCUGGAAAACCAUCUGCGUUCUCACACUGGCGAACGACCCCACCAGUGUUCCCAGUGCGAAAAGUCCUUUGCCCUGAAGCAGCAUCUCAAUGAACACCUGCGCACCCACUCAGGAGAUCGUCCGUUUCAGUGCUCCCAGUGCUCCAAGUCCUUUGGUCUCAGAAGCACCCUCAGGGAACACUUGUUCGUUCACAGUUCGGAGAAAACAUUUAAGUGUUCCCACUGUUCCAGUGCCUUUAAGCAGAGAAGAACACUUGGAAGACAUAUCCUCCAAGCUCACGGAUAAGCAUUGCUUUAAGAUAGACCAAAGUA
Drosophila takahashii is the source of this 1076-nucleotide messenger RNA. Its product is annotated as zinc finger protein Paris-like. Gene Ontology annotation, biological process: regulation of transcription by RNA polymerase II. The record is from RefSeq and is a predicted model, not a curated record. Gene Ontology annotation, cellular component: PcG protein complex; nucleus; chromatin. Lineage: Eukaryota; Metazoa; Arthropoda; Insecta; Diptera; Drosophilidae. Gene Ontology annotation, molecular function: zinc ion binding; DNA-binding transcription factor activity, RNA polymerase II-specific; RNA polymerase II cis-regulatory region sequence-specific DNA binding.